This is a messenger RNA of Sycon ciliatum, 12090 nucleotides long. RefSeq lists its product as uncharacterized. NCBI's taxonomy places the organism in Eukaryota, Metazoa, Porifera, Calcarea, Leucosolenida, Sycettidae. Gene Ontology annotation, cellular component: cytoplasm. The record is from RefSeq and is a predicted model, not a curated record. The transcript has 59 exons. The coding region runs from base 81 to 10907 and encodes 3608 amino acids.
UGUUUUUGAAUAGCAAACAAGCGAGAAAAUGACUUUGAAGAGUUAGUUCUUUGUGAUCUUCUGUCCAACAGUGAGCCGACAUGGAGAAUGUCCUUGUUGAGCAAAAUGGCUUUGAUACGGAGGAAAAGUCGCCCGGCUUGCUUCCCGUCGUGUUGCGGCGCCAUAGCUGUUUGGAGAAUAUCAGUGAUUUCGUCAGCUCUGCACUGCACGUCGAGAGUUUAUCUUGUGUAUUGAUCUCGCGAGAUGGGUACCUGAGUGUGAGAUGGUUGGACGGCAGAAGGGACAGCGUGUCUUGCUUGGGAAGGGUCCAGCGAUGUAUUUGGACAAGUCACAAGUCGCCGCCGACGUUCGUUGCAUUGACGGUUGACCUGCGUCUAGUCUGGGUCGCUGUGUUUGCCGAGAGCAGCCAGGACAAGCACGCCACCAGCACUCCUCCCUCGUGCUCACGUAUUUGCUACAUCACGCCGACAAGCAUACGUCGUAGGAUGGGCGCAGCUGGCAAAGAUCUUCAGUUCAAGCAAGCCACAUUGCUCGGACUGCUGUCCAACGACGAUGUCGUCCUGCUAGUCGACCACCAGGCGCUGUUAGUUCUGUCGGUUAGUAUACCAGAUCCGGCAGCGACGCCAGCAGCAUCAGCAACACCUACAAAGUCAGCGCCAUCCACAGUACCAUCUCAAGCGGCGCUGCCAACGUCCAGUAAUGGUGGUGGAGGUGGUGGUGCAGAGCUGGAAGCCAACAUCAACAUCGUCAGCUGCUGCAUGCUACGAGCACCCGGCGCUCACGCCUUCGCCGAUCCUCCCGUCGUCAUACCGACCGAAUCGCGACCGGUUGCCGUGCGUCUCCAAGGCAACAUAGCCGUGGCAGCCUGGACCGGCGGCUCCUACUAUACGUUUAGCAACCUGGAGACUGGAGAUAUUGUACUGGUCAUCAACACAGCUUUGACCUGCUCAGCUGGAGCCUCUCCACUAUUCACCACUGAGACUGGCAGUGUGGAGUUCUCUGUUACACCGGAUCUCUCACACAUCGCCGUGGCUUGUUCGUACUCCACACCACCGUCACGCCGUUGCUGCUCUCACUUGCGCCAGGGCAGUGCGGCCAGCCGCAGCAGUGUCGACGACGGCCAUCGUUAUGCCAACCGCGGCAGCCCCUAUCUGCAGGAGAGCGACGUUCGAAACGGUCACCCUGGCAGCAAUCGCGGUGGCUCCGGCCUGCACUUUCUGGACGUUAUCAAGUACAUCCGUCAGCACCCUGGCCACACCAGUCACAAGCUAAUCCAGGAGGCUCUUCACAGUCGAGGAAGAGAGGUGCAGAGAAUGUUCCCUUACCUGAACAACAGCAAUUGGGACGAGGAGGCGGACGAUAUUGCAUUCAUGGCUGCACCAUACAGUGGUCUGGUUGGUGAUGCCCUCUGGCAUCGAGAACUCUCGGCACUGCGACGUGGCAUUGAUGCGGCUGACUCCACUCACAUCGGUAUGCCGACCGGAGCUGGAACACUACCUUGUGCAUUCAGGAAUGAGUCGGAAAGUGACGCCGUGAUCGUGCAUCUGCGCUGCCUCGCUUCAAUCCACGCUUCACCGCAAGAGACAGCAGGCAGCAGCAACGGUACAUCCAGCAAGGAUACAGCAUCCACAACCACUACCCUACUGUCGGCAACCAGAGGCACGGAGCAGGACACGCUCCUGCCGGAAAAGUCCACCCUGCAGCACGCACGCAAUCACUCCGGUAUCGUCCUGGCAACCAUGACCGCCAUUGAGGCGUUGGUGGAGCAGUCCCGGCUCAACUCGACGCAAGCUGCGUCGCUGCAGCUAUGGCAACCUGCAAAGAAAUGCACGUGGGGCAGUGGCUUCUUGUCGCUGCCCACCGACCUGCAAUCACAUCUAGUCGUGACCGAUGUAGUGCUCAGUGCAUCCACGGCUGCUGUCCUACUGCUGCCCAAACCCGGUGGCGGGGUGGCCGCUGCUCGCGAUGACCUCACCAUGCCCUCGUCGUUGUCGCUAUUGUCGUCGUCACAGACAGACAGUGCAUCAUCAUCAUUGUCUGAUCUGCAGGACGGUGCACUUGUUGUAUAUAGCUGUCAUGACGGAAAUACGGCAGUUUAUCCUUUCUCUCAGGGUUGUCUGCCAGUAAAUGUACGCUACGGCCAUCUGCCAUACUGCGUACUGUCCGCACGACAACUCUUCACCGUUGUCUACGGGGUACAGCAGGAAGACAUCGUCAAUCGGCUAAUCCUGUACGAGAACGCUAUCCUGGCAGAGUUGGUGUGUCGUCUCAACCACUGGGAGAGGUGUUCUCUUCCACUGACCGCACUAGACAGUGCACUGCGCCACAAACAACUCGACUCCGUUGCAUUCUUUCUCAAUAGCCAGCAGGGAGGUUCCCUUGGUACCGACAGUAGUGAUACAGUAGAUGGAUCUGGUGGUAAGCCACGACGUGGAGCACCAAAGCUAGCACCUGCUCAGGUGGAGAUAGCCAUAGACCUGCUGACACAGUCGGUGGAGCGCAGUGCAGCCAAGCAGAACAAUCAGUAUUGUCAGCAGCUACUGCACUUAGCUCUCAGCUUCCUGGAUCAGCUGAUGGACGCCGCUCUCGCUCGCCUUGCCGAACUUGAAGACGAGGAAGACGACGAUGACGACGAAGACGACGAUGACGCGAUCACACGCGAGGGCGAAGACGACACGGAGGAAGACGCAGCCACACCGGUGGGAUCCCUGAGCACCGUCACCUCGCCCUACCGUAGCCUGCUGUCCGCCGAGUCGCGCACCUCGCGUCUCCGCGUGCUCAGCGAAUGCUCCACGAGCGGCGAGGACAUCAUAGACAGUUUGUCCGUGGAGAAGCUGGGCAAGGCUGUUGCUCGCUUGCGCAAGUUUGUACGCCCCGCCGCCACUCAGGAGCCGCUCAACGGCGAGGCAUCGCCUGCUGCACCGUCAUCACAGAAGGGUUCUAGUGUGGAUGUGUCAUUGACAGCAACGCCACAGCAACAGCAGCCGCAACAGCAGCAGUAUGCUACACAAUUGCUUCACUGCCGACCUGCAAGAGCCGGUGGUAUGCAAUGGCCGGAGCAUUGGGCAGAGUUGGAGGUCGAGGAGGUUAUUCGCGACGGUAUACUGACCUCACGCAUAGCUGCAACACAGGCAUUCCUAGUGCAUCAAGGAAGACAGCAGCACAUUGCUGAUCUUGAUCUUGCUUCCACGUGUGUGACCGUACACUCGCGUAGUGCCUCUCCCAGAGAGCCCACACCCAACUUCGGCACGACAAGCACGUUUGCAUCGCAGCACACUCAUCACCACCACCAACAACAACAACAACAGCAGGCGUCAGCAUCGUCCGGCAUGUCAACCUCUUCCGGCUCUGGACAACAGUCGGCCAGUUCGUCACGCUCCUCGUCCGUGGUUCCGUUCGGCCGAUUGUCCGCACGCAACAGUCCCAUGAUUCGACGUCAGCAGAGUGGUACGAGUGUCGUAGUAGUCGGUAGUGGGACUGGUUCACGGCAAGCGUCACCCGCUCUGUUUGCUGGCGUGCGCGAUGCCAUCGACCUGGAGUCGCAGUUACAGGACGCCAUGUUGGAAGGGAGUUCCCCCGUGAUGGCACGAUCCAGUCAGCAUCAACAGCAACAGCAGCCUCAAAUGCUGCAGCAAUCGCACUCGGGACGCAGCAGCGUGUUGUCAGGCGUGUCGUUGGAGCAGCAAGUUGAACAACACGCCGAACGACCAUCACUCAACCGAGUUCUCAGUCAGGAGUACUGCAGGCCUGAGGUGAACUCGGAGCCAUGGCGUGAGAUUGGUGCAUAUAAGCGUAUCCUGGCCGUGGGUGCCGAUAUGGUACUGCACUCAUUGCUGGACAGGAACUUCUCAUUGGCCGUGAAGAUCUUACAGAACUUGGGUUGUAACGUGCGAGAUCACUUACGCCGCAUCUGCCUGCACACAGUGUCAAGAUCUCUGCGUGACUAUCUGGUGGAGGAGUUAUCUCGUCACAACUGGUUGUCUGAUGAAGAGCUACAUCUGGUGCGCUACUCCCACUUGUUAGAGCGUCUCUAUCCUCACCAGUCGUUCAGUGCCGUUCAGAGUCAGCUUCUACCCGCUGUUGAGGCCAACGCCAUGAUGAGCGGCAAAAAACGUCUGCCGUUGAAUCUGUGUGACCUGGCUCUACCGACAUGUCCAGAACUGCUGAGUCACCUACACACACCAGGGGAUCUGGCACCGCUGGAUUCAGGCGGUGGACAGAUGGGUGUAUAUCCCGCAGUCAGCCUGCCCACACAGGGACAGCAAAUUCCCUCGGGUGUGUCUUCGUCCUCAUCCGCGUCAUCAGCAUUGCCAGUGUCGGCUGCCAUCGGUGGCUAUGCCCAGGUGUCAAUGGACUUCAUGCAGCAGUGGAGUGGGGAAUGCCGUGAACGUGUCCUACUAGAGCAGAUAGUCUCCGGUCAAAACUCUUCAGUGAAAGCCAAUGUUGAUUGGAGUAAGCUGGUGAGUGCAAACAGCGAGUGGCGCUAUCACCUGAGUCAUCUCAACCAGACCAGUGUCUUGCAGUGCAUAGAGCAGUGGAUACCCACUCUGCAGGAUGCUGUGGCUGCCAACGCGUGUGCUGGCACUGCUACUGCUGCCACCAGCACCUCCACCUCCGCUCUAGGCAUAUCGGCAGUGAAUUCACCCACGUCACCGGUACCUCCUGCUGCUGCUGCUGCUGCUGCGCCCGUUGCCGUGCUCUCCUGCACAGACUUGUGGCAGGGAUUGGAGCUGUGCCCUCGACAUGUGCGCGAGCUGGUCGAUGACGAGCUGGCGUGCCGUGGCCUGUUCAGUGACGCCGAAUUGUCGAACUUCACUCAACUCAUGCGGAGAUUCAGCCGCAACCAGUUGCUGUUCAGUCGGCCACAUGCAAUGCAAGGCGUCGAAGCUCACGUCAGGAUUAGCAACGCAGCACCGGUGCGAGCCGAAGGCGAUUUCUUUCCCCAGGAGACCAAGAACAGUGUGACUGCUACACCAGCGGAACAGCAGUCCAGCCGACUGUCCGUGUGUGCCGGUGGCAGCAGCAGCAGCAGCAGCAGCACGGGUGACAGUAGCACUGCCGUGUCUGGUGUUGCAGUGCCCGCUGCUGUCACGUUCCAUCGUAACUUUGUCAAGUAUUGCGUGGAGCAUCGCCUUGCCAACCUCCUCUAUCGUUACCUAGACUACCAUCGUUUGGCGCGAACGGAGAGGUCUGCGGCGAACGUCGGUUUGAGUUUGAAACCGUCGGACAACCUGUGGCUGACGUGCCUGACAGCGUUCCGCAUAGCAGCCAGUGAUCCAAUGAACUCCGGUGCAGUAUUUCAAGCCAGUUUAGCCAAUGCUCGCCUGUGCCUGGCCAGUAUGGUGACGAGGAAAGACAGUAGUGUACCGAUUAGCUUGAUGCUCUCAACCAACCAUCCCCUGAUGGCACUUGGAACACUCAUGUAUGUUCCCGGUGGUCUGGAUGAGCUUCUUGAUCAUUUGGUCACGCCGGGAGGUGAUGUCUUCUCCGCAGUCGGUGAUGCGUGUCAAGUCAUUCCAACAUCUGGUUUCUCCUCGCACAGCACCACAAGCAGUGACUGGCCCAUCGCUGUGGAGAUGUUGCGUGAAGCGGUGCAUGCGUAUCCACAGCUACGCGCUGCGCUGUUCCCCGUGUCCAAUGCUAACAAGUCGCCAGCCGAACUGCAGGAUAUCACGCUGUAUCAGCUCCUGCAGGGCAACAGUCCGUUCAAUCCCGAUCGCCUAUUCCGCUGGCAAACAACCAACACGCUGCCAUUUCCGGAUGAUGAUGAUUACCUACAUGACAUGCCACACUUUGCCCACACUAACCUGGUCACGCGGUAUGGCCAUGUCGAGCGCCUGUCCUUCCUGCACUACUUACGCCAAGGCCAGCCAUCGCUAGCACUCAACACAUUCAUUGCUCAACAUCACUAUGAAGGUGCCAUGGGCAAAGCAAGCAUUGAGCGUGCACUGAAUCGUGCAAUGCGCUUGGCCCUGCGCCACUUCGCCGACUCCAAGGUGGUCAGCGCUUGCACCGUCUUCUGCGAGCUGCUCGGUCACGACAGUCUCAGACUUCGUGUCACCGUGGAGACGGCCAAUCGCAUACUCGUCUACACUGGACAAGGAAUUCCCGCUGGCUUGGCUGGUUCGUCCGCGACGGCGGGUGUGUCACCAUCAUCACAACGUCGCGCUGGCGGUGUCUCUGCCACGUCCAGCCUGACGUCCAUCUCCUCCACCAUGAGCCUGCCUGCACCCAACAGCAGCAGCACACCCACAGCUAGUCUCACGAUAUCGACUUCCCAACAUGCUGCUACUGGCGGUGGUGUGGCUUCGUUGUCAUCUCCAUCGCAGCAUCAGCACCAGCGGCAGCAGCCCUCUGCCAAACUGCUGGAGUUGCUCGGUGCUGACGCUGUCUGCAAGGACACUGUCACUAUUGCCAAGGAGUUCUUGUCUCUAGAAAAACACUACCAGAGUAGCCAGAGCAAUCGCAGUACUAACAGCAGUCCAAGUGGCCCUGCUUGUGGUGACGCUAUACUGCGCUACCUCGAAGCUGCCACGCAUAUCCUGAUAGGGCAACACCAGUACGAAGAUGUGUCAGUGGAGGCUGCGUAUUGCUGGCAUCUCGUCAUGUCCUUCUGCCGUCUCUAUGACAAGCCGCUGAGCACUGAGUUUCUCAGGCAGUGCGCUGUCCACUCGCAGUGGCUGCCGUUCAUCUGCCAUGCACAGCAACACCAAUUUGAACCGGAGCAGGCACUGGACGUGAUCAGUCAUCACUUUGCCGACGGGGAUCUGCGCGAGCACCUUCGCUUGGCGUUUGUCAACAUGCAAGCGACGCCGGAGCUGACGCGGCGUCCCCGACCCUUGCCUCCUCCGGUCUUUCAGGCAGCCGCCAAGCCACCGCCGCCAACGACAACGCUGUUUGAAGAGGACGAGAAGGACAACGCGGAGGCAAGACCGCGUGACAUCCGUGCACAGUUCUACGCUCGCGUUGGCCUUCAGAAUCCCACCGCCGUCGCCGCGGAUAGCAGCGUGCCGGAAGACACACCCCUGUCCAUCCCACUGGCCCACGGCGGUGAUUCUAUCGAGGAGGACGCACAGACGCCCGUCGCGUCCCUCAUGGCCUCUCAUCUCUCACCGCCAAAGUCCCUGGCCGACGUCAUUGCCUUGUCGCAGCGUCACCAAUCGGCAGGAUCAGUUAAUGCUGCACAAGAGCCUGAGCUCAUAGCGCAGCACGCCACCAACAUCUUUGAAGUGUUACUGGCGUGUGAUGCGUGUGAAGAUCAAUGCAAGACAUUGCUGGCACACUGUAUUGCUAUGGAAAAUCCUAUCCUUGCUGUUCUGGCUGCUUGUUAUGAGGGACACAAAGUCCUGUCCUGCUUCUGUGCAUGGCUGUGUGCUGCGUGUGGACCUGAGCUACUUGCCGAUGCCUUACCAUCGCUGGCAGACGGCAGUAUUCAUUGGCGUGAGUGGUCACAUGACGAUCUCCUUCUACUGGCAAUGGCAGCCAUAGAUCAUAAGCCUCCACGCACACGUGCUCUCUCAUUUGCCUGUCAGAUGUUUGACAAGGACAAUCUCGUAUCGUAUCUGCUGUCGUUUCACGAGCAAUUUGCCAUCCUGAACAACAUUCCGCAGGCCAACUUGGAGCUGAAGAAGUUUGUGGAGCUGGCGGCCAAGUCUCAUCCCGUGGAGGGUAUCGGUGGUCUGAAGUUACCCAUUGGUUGGGUACAAGACUUGUCUGUACGUACUGUCCGCAGUACACUAUGUCGUUGCAGUACGCCAUCGCAGAGACGACAGUUAGUGGCUAUGCUGGCUGACUGUGGAUUUGGACGUGGCUACUCUUGCAAAGUACCUGAUUUCUCGCGCCUACACCAGCUGGUCAGCAUCCUGCACAACGCGCAGCUGAACACGGACCUAGCUUUCGCCGGUACCGCACUAAUCAACCUGCCCUCACCACCAGCCACCACCACUACCUCCGCCACCGCCGGUGAUUCAGUCAGCAUGGCAUUGCCGCAGCGUCUAAUGUCAUCCAUGUCAUCUUCAGUUACCCCGUCAUCGACACCAUCCACUUCGGUAUUUCAUCGCCCGACCACCACCACCGGCACCACCGCUGCCUGCACAACUGGUCUGUUCACACCGUGUACAGUGUCCGUUGUUGACAAUCCUGCACAGGUGGGCGCCGUCGAGGCUCUGCUGAACGGCCAGUUCUUUGCCGAGGCACGGUCGUACGCUCUGCUUGUGCGUGUCGGUGUGGAUCUCGUCACUCGCAGUCAGGUGGCAGCGUUCUGUGAAGACAUGCGACGCUCAUCGCUAUGGCAAUCCGAGGACCGUCGCAUCGGCUUCUGGCACAAGUGCUCCGAGAUCUUCCAGAAGCAUGCCAGCGCUCCGGAGAUUCCUGCUCGUUUCUUUCAGUGUGAAAUUGAUAAGAUUGAUGCUGAGCAAGUAGCGGCCGGAGUGUCGCCGUUCUCCACCACACGCCAGACCAGUACGGACAGCACGCGCACCAUCACCGGCAACGAGGAUAGCCUACGCAGCUCCAACACCACGGGCAGCAGCGAUGGCGGAGGCAAUGACGACAACGACGGUGAGUUUCCGCCGAGCACAUUCACCUUGGCUGCCGCCGCAGAGCCUCCGUCACCGCCCGUAUCGCUGAAGGAAGUGGCACACAUCCUGUGUCUGCAGCUCUACUGGCAACGACAAUGCGCCGACGACGACCAGCCUGCCCAAGAUCAGGUCAUUCAGGAGGUCAACGUGCGCGCUCUCGAGCAGAAGGUGUGGAUGUGUCGUAUCCGUGCCGAACUAGCUGAUCAAGCCAGUCUGAAACGCGAGAGUGUUUCCAACAGCCUACUUCCUUCUACUAUGUCUCCUUCAGCAAAGACGCUGAAUCCGGUGCUGGCCCCGUCUCAAGCCCUGAUGUCCUGGUCGAUGGAUUCCGCCAGUCUCACACGCAUACUGGAUGAUCUGAUGGAGGACAAGGCGUUGGAGAUACGACACACCACGCCAUCACUGGUCGAUACGUCGCAUCACGCAGGCCAGCUGUUUGAAGGCCGUGGCUGGGCAGACAAGCUACGCACAGACAUGACCUAUGCGGCAUGGUGUAGCGCUCUUGCUAAGGCUGUCAACGUCAAGAAUACACUCAACUCCAAGGAGCUGUCUUGUUUGGAGGUGAUUCAGGACCGCCUGCUGUCAACGCGUCGCUUCACUCAAGCCUGCAGUGUAGCAUGCAUGUUCGGGCAUGCAUCGCCGGAUCUGGAAUUGCUGCUGACGGCCAUACGUCUUGUCCGACAGCUCACCACAUCAUCCCAGCUGGCAGACACACCCGAAGGCAAUGUGCUGCGUAACCGCUCCCGUCUAUCUUCAUCCGCCUCCUCUUCCGCUUCCUCUUCACAAGCGUUGGCAUGGAGACCGCCACUGAGCCGAACUAGAUCUCAGUCUGUAAUGGCCGACUGGCUUCGUUCCCACGGCCCAGCAGCACUGGAGAUCACCGGUCUGUUGCAGGACCUGGCCGAGAGGAGCAAUGCCGGCAAGACAUGCUGUGCUCAGGUCGCCGUGGCGUUUCAGAUCGCCAAGUUCUUGGAUGCUGAGUACGACGCUGUCAUCUCCGGCAGUGCCCUCUUGAUCCUCUCCAAGCUGCUGGCAUCACCAGUUCCAUGCGCCUUCGUUCUCGCUCAGCAGUUUGUUGCAGUGUCUGGUCUUAGUGAUGACGAGGUUAUUGGAUUCCUGGGUGACUCUGUGAUCAAUGCUAUUCGCAAUGCCUACGGACUACCGUUACCACACAGCUUGGCACCUGCGCUGCCGCAGAGACCAAGCACUGCUCAGUUUACGCAGGUUGCCUCGCUCUGUCAGAAUCACGUGCUGCUGGCCACGCACCUGAUGCAAGCGGCCACGUCGGCGGCUGCCUCCGCUGCUGACGUCAGUCAAGCCACUCUGGCAAUGGAGGUUGACUUGCUGAUACACGCACACACAUGCUUCACCAAUGCAUGUGACAUGGAGGGUAUUGGUACUAUAGUGCGUACGUGUAGAUUACGAGUGCCUGUGCUGGCUGCUGCCGGGCAAUUCCAACAGAUGAUUCACAUGUUGACUGGUGUUGGCCGCUAUCGGGAGAUGCUGUUCGUGUUUGAGUCCCUAGUGGAGCAUGAGAAACUGGACUUGUUGCUGAGACGAGAGGCCAGCAAGGAGGAUGAGCUGAAGGUUGUGUUGUUGGAUUUCCUGCGUAAGAACUGUCCGGAUGACAGUGAACUGUUCAGCAAGGUCGCCGCUCACUACGCCAUGUGGAGAGAGCUGGCCGAGGUAUUUGAACGCCAAGGAGAGAAGGAACUCAAGUCUCUGAAGACCCACGCUAUUGACAACACUAUGUCAGCGCCUCUUGAAGGUGUCAUUCGUCUCUUUGUGGGGGCAGCCGAGAACUACAUGAAGAGGAACUGUCUUCGCCACGCCCAGCGGUGCAUGCAGAAGGCCCGUCUUGCAUCGUUGCAACGUCGUCUCCUCCCCAGUGGUACCCGUGUCAUUAACCUUCAGCCCAAGGAGUUGAGAGCGUUUAUGGAGGAACAUGGCAACUUCAACGAGGCAUGGCUUGUAGCUGAGGCGUAUCGUUCUCGUGGACUACUGGAGUGGGUCAGGCCAGUCUAUGUACAGGUGAUACAGCGCGGUAAAUUCCGCUACAUGCAAGACUUGACAACAACACUUCCCAUGGCUACAUCUCUGGUUAGGGAGGUUGCUGCCAGGUAUCGUCGUGACACCCAGGUGCCGUCGCUAGGCUGGUCGCCCGGCCAACGCCAGCAGUACGCGGCUAACAUGCGCGAGCUGCUGGAGCACGUGGCAGACCCUCGCGUUACCUACCAGCUGGCCAAGGAACUCGGCUUCACUGACCUUGUCACCAGUCUGCUGGACAGUCACAUGGGACAGUUUCUGCAGGACACUGGCGCUAUCUGAUCGCACUACGGACACUUGAGAAAGUUGAGAUGUGCUGGUGUCCUCUUUCCAGCUCCACACCCGGAGAUAAAUGUGUGCCCUCCACGCCGAGCUGUCCUCCGAACACCACCGCAUGCCGUGGUCUGUGAACUAUCGUGUACUCUCCGGGCUCCGGCUUUGGCUGCAGUGUUGUGUAGCAGGUUAGUUGCUCAGACCAGUGAAUGUGCUCUCCCGGAGUGAGAGUUUGAGUGGAAGUCGCAGUGAGAGUCGUGAGGGUUGGAGUGAUCCAGUCUUCAUUUCCGCUUGAGCUUGGUGAGGACUCUCCUGCUAUAUUUUUUUAUAUAAUUAUAUUAUUCAUUUCUUACUUUUGAUCGUGAUCGCUCCAGUGGUUUGCCCAGACAAGACUUGGAAUGAAUUCCACCACCUAACUUAGUAUGAGUACUGGCCCUGCCGUCGCUAUUUGUGAUUUUGCCCUGCUUAAUUGGGCUGCCGGGCCUCCUGCAUGUUGUGCGGUAACUUAGCCUCUUGGUCUCAUACAGUGGUGUUUUGCAUGGGUGAAUGACGGUGUAGUCUUGUAGCUGUAUAUGCUUUCAUUUCUCUCUGUGUGUCUGCACUAGCUCUAGCCAGACACGUUUCUGCUUUGCACCCUGGCUCGAUGCACACACGCAUGCAUGCACACACACACACACACACACACACACACACACACACACACACACACACACACACACACACACACACACACACACACACAUUCCCCCCCCCCCCCCCGUUUGUCCCUGCCAAUGUGUCGAUGUUUCCUGCUGCAUCGAUUGUUAUUUGCUGCCACGUCGGUUACAGAUCCAGGUCAAUGCUAUCCAAACUCUGUUUGAUUCCACCACUUGCAAACGAAUGAGUUUGCCAGUGCCCUUUUUAUCUUACUGCCAUGUUUCUACCAUUUUUUUUCUUAAAUCGCUAUUCUACGUGUAUCUCUGCCCCUUUAUCAAUGUCUGACAACUGAUUUGUUUGGACUUCGUCACCCGUCACUCGUCACUUAUUGUUGUCCAUUUCAUAUUUUCAAGUUAUUCUGUUUUUUUUUACUAUACUCUGCAGCUGGUCUGUGUCGUUUCAGAGAUGAUUUCUCCGCUGGUCUGGUUUCUGCCAUGUUUUCGGUUCAAUUUUAACUUUAGAAUGCAUUCAUUUUGGUCUGUGCUUGAAACCUCUA